This is a messenger RNA of Nakaseomyces glabratus, 1047 nucleotides long. RefSeq names its product peptide-N4-(N-acetyl-beta-glucosaminyl)asparagine amidase (gene PNG1). Gene Ontology annotation, molecular function: peptide-N4-(N-acetyl-beta-glucosaminyl)asparagine amidase activity. Gene Ontology annotation, biological process: protein deglycosylation; protein quality control for misfolded or incompletely synthesized proteins; glycoprotein catabolic process. Gene Ontology annotation, cellular component: nucleus; cytosol. The record is from RefSeq and is a predicted model, not a curated record. NCBI's taxonomy places the organism in Eukaryota, Fungi, Ascomycota, Saccharomycetes, Saccharomycetales, Saccharomycetaceae.
AUGGUUGAUCCGAUCUAUGUUGAAGUUGCUGAUAUGUUUUUAAAGAGAUACAAAGACUAUGUGAUAAAUUUAUUCAAGGAGCCCGUUCCGCUAAAUAGGGUACAGAAGUUAUUACAGGAGAACAAAUUUGCUGGUGAAUUAUUUGACAUGUCUAAUCGAUUGUGUACCAUGUAUGAAAAUGGUACAUGGCACUCACAAGUGCUAGAAACGUUAGACCUUGACAAAAUUUAUGCAAAUGUUGAUAUGAUGCCUCUUGAGGAUGACUCACAAUACUCAGACAAUUUAGUUAAAGAAUUAUUACGAUACUUCAAGCAAGAUUUCUUUACUUGGUGCAAUAAACCGGUUUGUAAAAGUUGUGGUGCAUCUGGAGACGAUAUUAAUGGUGCUGCUAUACAGGCGCCAACUAAUGAAGAGGCAAAAUUCAACUGUGGCUCGGUAGAAGUUUAUCACUGUCAGAAAUGUAACUCAGAAGUGCGGUUUCCUAGAUAUAAUGACCCAAUUAAACUAUUAGAGACAAGGACUGGUAGAUGUGGUGAAUGGUGUAAUCUAUUUACCUUAGUCCUUAAGUCUUUUGGGCUGGAAAGCCGAUAUAUAUGGAACAGGGAAGAUCACGUAUGGUGUGAAUAUUAUUCUCCAUAUUUGAAAAGAUGGAUACAUGUUGAUUCAUGUGAACAGUCAUUUGAUGAGCCUUUUAUUUAUUCAAAGAAUUGGAAUAAGAGCAUGAGUUAUUGUAUUGGGUUUUGGAGGUACGGUGUAGUUGAUGUCAGUAAACGUUAUAUUUUGCAAAAUCAGUUACCAAGAGAUAUAAUCAAGGAAGAUGACUUACAGUUUCUGUGUCAUGCUCUCACCAAACGUCUAAGAACUGGACUAAGUGAUGAUGAAUCAUACAAAAUGUAUUGUAGGGACGACCUGGAGCAACUUGAAUUAAACCCUUCUGCUACUCCAACCAAAGAGAUGCAGAAAUUGAAGAUAUCAAAAACUGGGAAUAAGGGUAGAAUAAGUGGAUCUGCAGAAUGGAAAGAAUCGAGAGGUGAAAAUGGGAAAUGA